AUGUGUUUAGAACUAUCCAGACCGGACAGUGAUGGGCUUGAGUCUCAGUCUGGCCUGAACACCUUGCCCCAAAGAGUCCUACGGAAGGAGCCUGCCAUGACACCUGCACAGGCCCUCAUGAACCGGUCCAACAGCCAGUCCACAGCUGUCCCUGGCCAUAAGUUGACUGAGAACAAGGGCGCCACUGCCUUGCAAGGACCCCAGAGCAGGCAGCCUUUCACCAUUGACAACUUUGAGAUUGGGCGUCCUCUGGGCAAAGGCAAAUUUGGAAAUGUGUACUUGGCUCGAGAGAAGAAAAGCCGUUUCAUCGUGGCGCUAAAGAUCCUCUUCAAGUCUCAGAUUGAAAAGGAGGGGGUGGAGCACCAGCUCCGCCGAGAGAUCGAAAUCCAGGCGCACCUGAAACAUCCCAACAUUCUUCAGCUGUACAACUACUUCUAUGACCAGCAGAGGAUCUACUUGAUACUUGAAUACGCCCCCCGCGGAGAGCUCUACAAGGAACUACAGAAGAGCGGAACCUUCGAUGAGCAGCGGACUGCCACGAUCAUGGAGGAACUGUCAGACGCGCUGAUGUACUGCCACAAGAAGAAGGUGAUUCACAGAGACAUAAAGCCCGAGAACCUGCUGUUAGGUCUACAGGGAGAGCUGAAGAUUGCGGACUUUGGCUGGUCUGUGCAUGCCCCAUCCCUGAGGAGGAAGACCAUGUGCGGCACCCUGGACUAUCUGCCCCCAGAGAUGAUUGAGGGGCGGAUGCAUAAUGAGAUGGUGGAUCUGUGGUGCAUUGGAGUGCUCUGCUAUGAACUGAUGGUGGGGAACCCACCCUUUGAGAGUCCUAGCCACAGUGAGACAUAUCGUCGGAUUGUCAAGGUAGACCUGAAGUUCCCCUCUUCUAUGCCUUUGGGGGCCAAGGACCUCAUCUCCAAGCUGCUCAAACAUAAUCCCUCACAACGACUGCCUCUGGAGCAGGUCUCGGCUCACCCUUGGGUCCGGGCCAACUCACGGAGGGUUCUGCCUCCCUCUGCCCUUUAGCCUGCUUCUUGAUUUUUGUUCCUGUCAUUUCUCAGUUUUCUUUGUAUGUCUGUGUAUGUGUCGUGAGAAGGGGAUAGUGAUUGGAAACUAUCCCUAACCCCAGUUCUAGGGAAUCUUAUUCCUCGGGGAUCUUAUUCUCUACAGGCAAAAUUGGGCAUACAUGUCGUACACAUAUAUGCAAGCCAAACAUAUAAAGUUAAAAAACAAACAGUGCUAGAGAGAUGGCUUGGCAGUUAAAAGCACUGGCUACUCUUCCCAAGAACCAGGAGUUCAAUUUGAGCACUACAAUGGUGCUCACAACCACUGUCUGUAACACCUAGUCCUGGGGUAUCGAGGCCUUCAAGCCUCUGCAGGCAGUAGGCAUGGAUGUGGUAUCAUCUAUGCAGGCAAAACACCCAUGCACAGAAUUUUAAACCCUCUAGUCUGACUGAAAGAAUUUGUCAAAUGUUGAACAUUAUUUUAAAAAUAAUAUAAGCCAAAAAUGCAUGUAAUACAAUUUCUCUGAAACAUGGUGUAGCCUAGUCUGUUUUAAAUUCAGGAAAAUUAUGAAGAAUAAAGCAUAUUUUAUAAUAAAGUCUUAAA
This is a messenger RNA of Rattus rattus (black rat), 1608 nucleotides long. It is a transcript of the gene Aurkb, whose product is annotated as aurora kinase B. Gene Ontology annotation, cellular component: spindle microtubule; chromosome passenger complex; spindle midzone. The transcript has 8 exons. Lineage: Eukaryota; Metazoa; Chordata; Mammalia; Rodentia; Muridae. Gene Ontology annotation, biological process: protein phosphorylation; regulation of cytokinesis; mitotic spindle organization. Gene Ontology annotation, molecular function: protein kinase activity; ATP binding. The record is from RefSeq and is a predicted model, not a curated record. The coding region runs from base 1 to 1026 and encodes 341 amino acids.